ACUUACAGUUACAUAUGAAUGUAUGAAUUACUGUCUCAAAUAUUGAGCUGGGCAUGUAUUUUGCAAUUGCGAAUUUGAAGCACUGCAAUGGACCUAAAAGCCGGUGGACUACUCGUGCCGCCAACUGUUAAGAACUCAAGCUGCUCCCAUCCACGUUAUACCAGCCACAAUUUCAUUGCACACAUCGGCAUUGCGGAGACUAUCGAGGCGGUGCUCAUACUCAUAUUGACGCUGGGCGUGAUUGGUGCCAAUGCGCUGGUCAUAUUUGUAAUAAACAAUCGUCGCUAUUCGCCCUAUAUACAUCAGCAGCCGCGUUAUCUGCUCACCUCUCUGGCUUUAAAUGACCUCACCAUUGGACUGCUUAUCACACCGUUUGGACUGUUGCCAGCGCUCUUUCAUUGUUGGCCGUACGGCGAGAUAUUUUGCCAAAUACAGGCUCUGCUCCGCGGUGCACUCUCGCAACAAAGUGCCGUAAUAUUGGUCUGCAUGGCAGUCGAUCGGUAUAUGUGCGCAUUGCAUCCGCGAAAAUACUAUCAGCACUCUAGUAAAAAGGGCUGUGUUGCGGUGCUGAGCUUAACAUGGAUCAUCAGUUUGACGGUAUUUGGUUUUCUAGUGCUGCCAAAAGGCUAUUACUUCAACAACACCGGCCUCAUGGCCUGCGAACCGUUCUACAGUAAGCCAUCAUAUCGUAUACUGUCCACCUGCGCACUAUACUUCCCCACCACCAUGGUGCUAAUGUACUGUUACGGCUCGAGCUUUCAUUUGAGCCGUUUCCGUUUGAACGAUCCAACCAUGCCACUAACAGCUGCGGUCCAUCAUCCGCAUCUCGGAUAUCCGCCGCACAUGUACCAACAAGCGUUGCAUGGCCAUCACAUGCAGCAUGGUAUGGCGGGUGGGGGUAUGAGUCAUCACAGCCUGCCGCCGGGCACCACAACGCUACCGAACACGCCGGUAAUGAAUCUCAGCAUGGCCAUGAGCAUGGGUUUGGGCAUGGGUGGCAUGAGUGGUAUGACUGGUAUGACCGGUAUGAGUGGCCUAGGUGGUGCUAGUGGCAUGCAUUAUGGCGGCGGCGGCAUUGGUGGUGGUGGUGGUGCUACUGCUUCGGUCAUGAGUGGUGGUAAUGGAGGCGGUUCAGCUGGAGGCGCUGGUUCUGGUGCAGGUGGUGGUCCAUCGAAUAAUGUGACAAAGAAGAUUGUGCCCAUACAGGAAAAACACUCUGCCGGCAAUACCUCACGUUCUAUGGCUGCCAUUUCGUUGGGUUUUAUUGUUAUGAUCACACCGUGGACGAUACAGGAGAUUGUCACUGCCUGCACGGGCUCCAAGCUGCCACCUUUUCUGGAUUUUGUGGUAACUUGGAUUGCUUUAAGCAACAGUUUGUGGAAUCCUUUUAUGUAUUGGCUUCUCAAUUCGGAUUUUCGACGGCUGAGUAAACACUUGAUGCCAAAUAGGUGUUUCCCCACCGAGGACGCGCCCGAACACAAAUCACCCUGUUGUCACAUCAAUUCUGAUUUUGAAAUCACAACGCUGCCACUGCCGCCGGAACCGCCUACCGGACGACCACCUAAGGGUGGCAGCGGCGCCGAUGCUGCUGGCGAUAACAAUGGCAGCGAAGGCGGCAAUAGCUCCAGUGGUGGAGGCGGCAGUAGUAGGGGUGGCGGCGGCAGUGGCAUACGCGGUGGCUCAGUGCUGGGAAUUUGCGCGCGAGCACGCACCAACAGUCUCAGUCGCACCGCAUCGCAACAAGCGCGCAAGAAUGCCAACAGCGGUGCGGGUGGUGGUGGCUGUAGUAACAGCAGUCACGGGCAUCAUGGACACAGUCAUCACGGCGGUGGUGGUGGUAUGAGUUUUACUAGCGUACGGCCCGAUAUUGAAGGCCUCUCCGAAAAGUACUGGGGUGAAAUACUGGAGCGCACCGUGAGCUCGGGUAGCCUGCACGCGCUGACGAAAAGCUUUCCGCAUGCAGCGCCGCAUCACUACUACGCACACCAUCAGCCAACGCAUCAGCAAACGUUCCCGCCGCCACCACACACCGCAACAAUGACAACAUCGUUUAGCAAACACAGCGAACUGAAUCUCAACUUGGCGUUGGCCGAACAAGAACGUCAUGCAGCCGCAUUGCACGAUGCGAACGGAGGUGGUGGCGGCAACAGUGCACUCAACGCCUAUGAGCUCAGCAAAUUUUCCAGCUCAGAGCCAAAACUGUGCGAACAUAUCUAUCAUGAUGCCAACUGUGCCAAAAAUAAAUCAGCCGCGCUGGGCGGCGUCGGCGGCGGCACCAACAGCAGCGGUGCGGACGAUGUCAAAAUGUCAGCUGGCAGCGCUGCAGUGGCGUCGGCGACCGGACGCAGUAUACCGGAUAUUUAGUACGCGGAGAAUGUUAUAUUAGCAAACAAUCAAAUGGCGCGCAUUUGUGCGCGCGGCGUCGUCUGCGCUGGGACGUCUAUGGCAGGUGCUGGUGGUGGUGGUGGUCGUAGCAACACUUUAACCACAACUCGUGUAGCUUGUCAUAGUCCGCCGGCGCGCAGCAUGUCCGUAUUAGUCGCCAUGCCGAUGGCCGAGUACCGGAAGUAGGCGCAUGACAAAGGGUGACAAGACGACAAGGCAGCGUCAACAGCGCCGGAAAUGCAGUAAGCCAAAACUGUAGCACGUAAUGAAAUUUUGCGCCAGCAAUGCAGCACACUAAGGCGUAAGGUGGCUGGCAAAGUAGCCUAAGCGCGCGGCUCUAAUGUCGAGACUGGCCGUGGUUAAAGCGAUCUGUAUAUGUUUGUACGUAGUAUAUAGCUAGUAGUCUGGCGUUAGCUGGGCGCCAUCAAUGCUGCAAGAGAAAUUUUCACAAAAUUCUAUGCCACAAUCUAUAAGCAUGUAAUGUAAAUUUUCGUGACGCUAGAAUGUGUAUAUAUAAAUGUAUGUAUGUCCGCUAUGUGUAUAUAAUAUAUAAGCGCUAUAAGUCGUGUGAUAAUACCUACUUUAUGUAACUUUACAGCAUACUGGUGCUUAUAGCGCCAGGCCAGAGAUGCCAUCGUUAUGUUAAUUUAAUGCUCUGACACACUAUGGCUCAUUAAUUGUAAGGCGGCUGACAGUUAGUAUGUGAAGAUAGGCGCGAAAUCUGUAAAAGUUCUGGUAUUUAGUGUUAAUCACUCGCUCUUUUAUUGUAAAACCGAGUGCUCUGGUUAAUUUGCAUUUGUAAAAUUUUAACGUUUUAAAUCCGGUAAUAUUUCUUCGAAAUAUACAUACUUAAUGUUUAACCAAAAGUUAUUAGCGUGUGUCAUACUGAAGUCACACACGUUGAUGUAACAGCACAUCGGGGCUUCACACUUUGUAGCAUAACAAGGAGCUGAGUAGAAUUGAAUGCUCAUGCCGGUAAACACAUAACUUAAAUUUCUUUUCGUGGUGCCUAAAGAUAUGCUACAAUUCUGGCUGAUAAACUGAAAGUGUUAACAAGUAUUUCACUUGACUUCGUGGCACGUGAUAUUAAUAUUUUCAUUAUACAAUUAUCGUUUAGUUAAUUUGUCGAAAAUUUUGUUAGAAUACCACUUAUUAAAUAACAACUAAAAUAAGUAAAUAUGUAAUGACACUUGUAUGCCAAAAGUAUGCAAAAAACGCUGUAGUAUUUAUUUUUAGUGUAGUUGAAUUGUAUGUGUAGUAAUGGAAUUAAAAUUUUAUAGAUAAUAAUAUAUUAAUCAAGUAAGUUAUAUGACGCUUGCUGCUGUGCUAGUUUAUAGCUCAGUUUUCCAUAAAAAAUAGUUUUUAAAUCAAACAUUUUUUGUAAUUUUCAUGAAUACUUAUACAACAUUUUUUCUCCAUAUUCGCUAAUCAACAAUGUGCUCAUAGUGUAAAAAAAAAUAACAAAUUUCCCUGUCAACAAAUCGGUUUCGGCUUGAUGUCAACUUCAAGCGCAUAUUCACCAGCUUAAAUUGCAUAUUCUCUACCUUCAACUCCAUAUUUACCACCUUCAUUAUGCUCCGUAGUUAAAGACUCACAUGAAGUCACAGCAGCAAGCUUUUACCGACCCAAUGUGACUCAAAUUUUUGCGAAAAUGUGAAUGUUAACAAUUUUUAGAAAUUCAGGAAAAUUAAAAAUAAAAAGUGUUUUAUAGUUAGUAAUAAUUUGUGAAUAAUAAUAUUAAGAAUUAGAUGAAAAUAAACAAAUAAAUUAUAAACCUAUAUUAUUUUAAACAAAUAUUGUGCUGAGUUGCAAAUAUUCUAAUUGGAAAAGGUUGUAAUGACAAGGCAUAUAAAGUUAAAAAGUUUAAAUUAUUGAAUACAAGUAUAAUAGGGCUACUACCACAAUUUACUAACAAAAGCAAUCACACUCGACGGAGGAGCCUUCGAGGGUAUGGCAUUGUAUAGAAUGUGUACUUCUCGACAGAUUGUUAACCAUUGAGUUUAUCGGUCACUAUGGGACUUCAGAAUUUUUAUAGGUUUCCAAAAUUUUACUUCGAUUAAAAAGUUUUUUUGAUAGUCCUGAAGGUUUGAAGCUCUUAAUAUUAGUAUCCAUGUCAGUAUUUUACAAUAUAGCAGUACAAAGCGAUCUCCAAAAUAAACUCUGAAUAUAUCUUUAGAGUGACUGAAUGAUUUUCUUAGCAUUUUAGCAAAUAGCAAUCUAUCUUGGAAGUUACUGUACCUAGUGUAAAAAGUCAACUUGAACAUGAUUUCAUAUUGUAGAAACUUAGAUUUCCUCUGUAUACUUGUAUUCACUUAAGCUUUCAGAAAAUAUUUUUCAACUGACAGGUUCCAUAAGUUUUGUAGAUAAGACUGCGUGUUAAAUAACUAACCACUGGUUAACUAACCAUUGGUUACCUUCAGAUAAGUAACAAUCGUUUAAGUAAGAUUCGGUUAAGUAACCCUCAAUUAAGCAACCAUAUUGGUGGAUAACCAAACAUUGGUUAACUAACCGCCAGUUAAGUAACUGUCAGUUAGUCUAGUCAACUUAGACCCAUAGGAACUUUAAAACUGAAACUGCUCAUGCUAAUUUGUCCGUAUUCUAAAAAUAAAAGAGAAACAAUGAAUAAUUCCGUUAUUAUUCCGCUAUAAAAGUAUUUAAUGUAGUCUUAAGUGUUUGUUAUACAUGCUGCAAAGCCUGAAAUGACCAUUUUCUAACGAUUUAGCCUAACAUUUAUUACGACGUCCAAUCAAUUCAAUACAGCACAGUCAAAAUGUCGCGAAACAAAGAGCCCUUUAGCGUACGUGCGUGAACGUGGCGAAUACCGUCGGGCAUUUAGAGUAUUCCCUAAAAAGUUCUCUAAAAAAGUAAAAAUUUGACGUUGCUAUGAGAAUCCAUAUAACAUUUUCUAUUUAAUUUAACAGUAAUUGCUACAAUCUUAUAAGUAUUGAUUAAAUCAGAGAAGCCAAGCGGACGUGAGCUUUCUUUAAGAAUUUCAAUUCAAUAUACUUAGAUAAAGCAUGCGAAGCCUCAAUAUUGCCUUAGCAUAAAUCAUCAAUUAAAUUAAUUUCAUUUGAAGGACAAAUAGUACAGCUUAAUAAGCAUGACAACUAAUAGCGAAAUAUCAAGUGAAGAAGCACAAGAAUUUGAAUGCGCUGUUGAGCUUUCGAAGAAAUAAGACAUUAUGACGGAAAAGUACCGACAUUUGCAUAACAGCGCCUUUAAAUUAACAUGCAAUAAGGCAGAGUGACGAGCUGGCGAUAAAAACAAGUGAAGGAAAAUGGAAAGUUUGGGGUGUAAGUAAAUAAAGCGAACAAGAAACAAAAAAUAAGUAAACUUGAUGAAACAAAUGACAAAAUUAUUGAGAGUAAAUUUAUUUAGUUUGAAACACCUCAAAAGUCAAAGCGAAAAAUCGUAAUAAUGAAAGGCGAAGCUUUUAAUAAGAAGCAUAAAAAAGAGAUUGAAAUUGUUGUAGCAACAACAAAUAAAAAACGCAAAACUUAGCGCUAUAAAAACUUGUACAUAUAUAUUAGUGACUCUCUUUAUUAGCGGAGAAACUAGGCAACUUGAGCGUUGGGUUCACAGAGGGCUUUCUAAGCGCAAAAAUAUACGCAAAGGUUGCGCGUUAAGCACAACAGCGAAGCGGCUGUCGUUGAGUGUGUGAAAGCAGGCAUGAAAUUGAAAGCUACUUGGAAGGCGCAAAGGUUUAGCGAGAAUGGUUGCGAAAGAAACUAAAACGAAAGUGAUUUAAUUUAUAAAAAUACACAGAUUGUAAGGAAAAAAAAUUUAUAUUUUUAGAAAGCAGUAAUGAAUGUAGAAAUUUAAUUUUUCCUUUCAGGUACUAUUUCUCAUAUAAUCUGUUCUUUUCCUUAAAAUGCCUCGAGCAAUCAAAAUUGAAUUGCAGCUAAUAAAGCUAAGAACCUUUUAAUUUAAUGAUUUUAUUAGAACGCUAACGUUUGCCUCGCCACUACAACCUUUGAACCUAAAAAUGUAAUUCAAGUCAAAAAGUCAAGAAUUUCGGCUCAAAUGCAUAGCUGCAAAAAGCACCAAGAAUACAGAAAAAAAGAAAGAUAAACAACAAUACAAAUGAGAUGAGAUGAAAAUCAACAAAGCGCACACGCAAUCGUCAUUUUAUUGUAAUUAGUCAAAUAACGGUAAUUUCAUUCACAUUAUUGCAUCUCAGCAAAUCAAAUAAAUAAAUGCAAAGAAAUUCUAAAAAAAAAAACAACUUCAAACAGAAACAACUAAAUGACGCGUAUAAAGGUCAGGUAACCCACUUAAUUAACAAACUUGAAAAAAGAAUAUGUUAAAAGACUAAGAACAAGAAAAACCAAAGGUAAAUACAUGAAACCAAAUAGCAUUAAAGAAAUGAGAUUUAGCUAAGAUUACAAUAAAUGAAACAGCCUGCGGUUUAUUAAAUAGAAAAACUAAAAGAAAAUGAAAAAAGCAAAUAAAGAACAAGAAAUAAAAUUUAAAAAAGAAACACAACUAAAAAGGUAAAUAAUAAAGUAAAAAGAAAUCAGCAAAGAUCCCAGCGAAUAAACCGUAAAACGUACGCACAGAAAUCACAACUCAAUGAAUGUACAUACAGACAAGUAAGAGUCUCUCUAUGUGUAACUGUAGGUCAGAGGAGCGCUAGUAAUACACCAAAUUACGGUAUUUGUUAAGGUUAACAACUGCUUUUUGCCGCAUUUAAUCAUGAAAUUAUUUUACAACAGGUACCAUAAAUUUUGUAGUUGAAACUGAUUGUUGGAUAGCUAACCAUUGGUGAUGUAACCUUCGGAUAAGUAACAAUCGGUUAAGUAAGAGUCGGUUAAGUAAACGUCAGUUAAGCAACCUUAUUGGUGGAGAACUAACCAUUAUUAAACUAACCGUCGGUUAGAUAACAGUCAGUUAAGCAAGUGUUAUCAUAAAAUAAUUUCGCCAGUUUGGCAAAUGGCCGAUUACUUGACGAAAUGAAAACCAAAAUUUUUUAAAACAAGAAACAAAAUUCAAAAAGAAACGUUUAAGUAGAAAAUACGAAAACCAGAGUAAUAAUAUACAGGGUGUGAUCACGCAAAGAAUGUAACACAAUGGUUUAACAUUUCACGAAAAUAUUUCCCCUUUAGGUUAAAUGAUUUCUGUAUCUGUAUUUCUUAAGGGGCACACCUAGUUUAGAAUUAAACAAAAAAUUUUAUAAUUCGAUAGGUUAUACCUUUAGAAAUAACAUUCGAAAUCGAUAACACAAUUAUUUGUGGAGUUAUAGCAUUUUAAAGUGUAGCCUCUCAGUUCAAUCAGCUCCAUCAGUUUAUAUUUUUCUCAAAAAUAAAUUUUUUGAAUUUGAGUGAUUUCUCGGAGACACGUGAUCCUUUCAAAAAUUUUUUUUUGUGUAUUCUGUAUAUAGUUCUCCAUAGACUCACCGAGUGGUUUUUGAUCCCAUUACAAAUCGAAUUUCGGCAGGCCGUAAACAAUACGAAAUUUUGUCUAUUUUUUUUUUUACUCCAAAACUUAUUUAAAUAACUACUGAAUAACGUUGAAUAAUUUUCAAAAUUCAUCUAACAAUUUAUGAUAACUUCUUUAGUUUUAAAUUUUUUGUUAUCUGCCAAAUAUUUUUUUAAAUAUUUCGAAAUAAAAUUCUUGACGACUUCCUCCAAGGUAAAACGUAACUUUUGUCUACUUCAAUAGUGAAAAGCCAAUUAUUAUGCCAAAAUAUUUUCGAAACAUUUAUUCACUAAUCAUUACCAGAAGGCAUGUAACCGAUGAGGUAAAUUUUUAAUAAAUUACUCUUCUGCUCUUUUAUUUCCAUUUCGAUAACAUAACUCGAAUCCAAGAAAAUAUCAGAAACAAAGCUCCAACUACUGUUCGGAAAGCUUUCAGAACAAAUUGAAGUAUAUUUUAUAUAACUUUGCGUUAAAUUUCUUUAGUAGCUAGCAAAUCUUUUAAAAAACAUUGAAUCUAAGAUCUAGUAAACCCCUUAAGAUCGUAAUAUGAAGUAUAGCUAUUAAAAAUCCUCUUUGGUUUGUAAUUAUUAACUGUCUUAUUUUAAAUAGGUGGCAACUCCUUUCAAAAAAAUAUCACUCUAAGAUCUAGGAAACCAAUUAAGGUCGUAAUAUAAGGUAUAGCUAAUAAAAAUCCUCUUUUGUAUGUAAAUAUUAACUAUCUUAUUUCUAAUAUCUAGCAACUCUUUUCAAAAAAUGUAAUUUUAGGGUACCAGGAAACCCUCUAACGUCGUGAUAAAGUAAAUAUAUAUAAUGAAAAUCCUCUUUUAAA
Bactrocera oleae (olive fruit fly) is the source of this 8631-nucleotide messenger RNA. NCBI's taxonomy places the organism in Eukaryota, Metazoa, Arthropoda, Insecta, Diptera, Tephritidae. The record is from RefSeq and is a predicted model, not a curated record.